AUGAAAUAUGAUUUCAUUGAUGGUUCUAUUAUGGUUCCUACAGAUCAAUUCGAUCCAACAUUUUGUGCUUGGAGGCGUUGCAAUAUGCUCGUGCACUCAUGGAUCAUGAAUUUUAUCGUUGAAUCAAUUGGUCAAUCCAUUGUAUUUAUGGAAAAUGCGGUUUAUGUUUGGAAUGAUUUGAAAGAACACUUCUCUCAAGGUGAUUUAGUUCAUGUAUCAAAAUUGCAACAAGAAAUUUAUGCUCUCAAGCCAGAGCAUCGAAUGGUAACAAAAAAAUUCUCUGAUCUUAAGAUUUUGCGGGAAGAACUAGAAAUGUAUAUGUCAAUACCUACAUGUACUUGUUGUAUCCUUUGUUCUUGGGAAGUUAUGCGUACCACUAGAUAUAAUCAUAAUUUACUCUAUGCAAUUCGUUUUUUGACCGGUCUUAAUGAAGAAUUCAGUGUUGUUAAGUCACAAAUUUUGCUAUUAGAUCAUUUACCUAGCUUGAAUAAAAUUUUCUCAAUGGUUAUUCAGCAUGAACGUCAAAUUGUUCAUCAUGUUUCAGUUAGUGAUGACUCUAAAAUCCUUGUUAAUGCUGCUGAAAAUAGGAGAUCAAGUUUUAGAAAUAAUAAGACUGGUUUUAAAUCUGGACAGAGAGUUUGUACUUUUUGUGACAAAUUAGGUCAUACUGUUGAUACUUGUUAUCGCAAGCAUGGAGUUCCACCUCAUUUACAAAAGAAAAGUUCAAAUUAUGCAGCUCAUAAUGCUGCUGUAGAAAGUUUUGCAUCGCCAGACCUCACACAUGAGUAG
Messenger RNA from Lathyrus oleraceus (garden pea), 789 nucleotides. RefSeq lists its product as uncharacterized. The record is from RefSeq and is a predicted model, not a curated record. The coding region runs from base 1 to 789 and encodes 262 amino acids. Gene Ontology annotation, molecular function: zinc ion binding; nucleic acid binding. The transcript has a single exon. Lineage: Eukaryota; Viridiplantae; Streptophyta; Magnoliopsida; Fabales; Fabaceae.